Molecule: messenger RNA, 5654 nt
Organism: Chara braunii
Lineage: Eukaryota; Viridiplantae; Streptophyta; Charophyceae; Charales; Characeae
Source: the annotation of a GenBank genome assembly
GCGGUUCUCCUGCCCUGUGACGUGGCCUCCCACCUGUUCGAUGGCAUGCCACGUGGCGUGUCAUUUUGGACCUCUUGAGAAGGGCGGAGUCAGUAAGGAGGGGCACGACUAGGGUGUGCAGGGGUGUGUGACGUGGGGCAACAAUUAAGUGGAGAAUGACGAUGGCGACUUCGGGCGAUUUGCGGACAGGAGCGGUUGAGUGGCUGGCAGCUGCCCAGGAGACUAGCGUGCGGUUCAGCCUUGCGGUGGCGAUGUUACGUUCGGCUGCUGCUGAGGAGGUGGUGCCGUCGAUUUCGUGGCUUCGGAGUGUGAUGCAGGGUCUGUUGGAGAUGUCAUGGGGGCUGGAGGAGGGGCCGCCCCCCUACCUGCAUGCGACCCUGGAUUGGCCACGGCUGGACAGAUUGAUGCGGAGUCACUUUGAGGAGCUUGAGGAGGGGCAAGCUCUUCACGCCGUGUUGGAGGACAGAUACUACGACAACGUGGACGGCAUCACGGACGACGCCGACAGCAACGCAAGUACGAUCGGUGCCUAUGCUAUCAGCAAUCUCAACAAAGCCAGCAACGACAACAAUAACAAUGACAUCAGGAACAACGACAGCAACAACAACAACAACAACAACAGCAACAAUAACAACAACAACUAUAGCGGUGAUGACGGUGACUUUCAUGAGGAUGACUGUGACGCUCGUAUCCAGGACAGCCAGGUCAUCGAGGUCGUCAGCAGCGACGACAAUACUGCUGAUAACAACAUUAACGAUAACAAAAGCAGCACUGCUCAUGAGGUGAUUGUGAUGAUGGAGCGCGCAUUCUUGUCACUGGAGCUUCCCAGCAUGCGGGAACCUCGUCCGCGAGGAGAGCGGGUCGCCACCGUCAAUUGCUGGGCUACUGUGCUCCAGAAUGCUGCAUGGUUAGGAAUAAAGCUUGUCCAGGGUGCACUUGGUCUCAUCCUGGAACUGGAAAACAAUGGUCAAGGAGGAGAAGAGAAGCGCACGUACCUGACCGCCAUGCUGAACAAGUGCAUUGUGAUGGCACUAAGGGUGCAGAUGACAGCUCACCACCUGCGAUCGCACUUAAAAGGAGGGACAGCGGACUUGGCGGAGGUUCUGAGAGUAUUUGGUGAGGGGCUGUUGGUCCUUGCGCAGAAAGAAAGGGAUAUGGAACAGCUGGAGGAAGAGCAGGGAAGACAUCGACGAGGGAGUGGGAUGGACUUCGGAAAGCGCGAAGGGGAAGUACUUGCAGUACGGCGUGAAAGAGUAUCGCAAACUGUCAGAAAACAAGGGGGCGUGGAACAGAAAGUGGAAGAGGAAAGACACCCAAGAGGGAGCGGGACCGAGUUCAGGCAGCACCAACAGGGAGAAAUGACAGGAGGAAGGGAGAGCACGUCUCAAACUGGCGGGAAGCGAGCGGGAAAAGAAUGGAUGGAGGAGGAAGAACUCAAGACUAAGCAGUGGAGAAAAGUGUGGGGGGAGACUCGUGAAAGGGCGGAGAAGUUGAGUCAGAAGUGCAAGAGGGUUGGAAAAAGUGGAAUGAUGCUUAACACGAUGUCUGCAAACCCUGAGGAAGAGCCAGCAGUGGCAACAUCAGGAAGAAACGUUCAGCAACAUGGUGUCGCUGGUUUCGGCCAGCACCACGUCCCAGGGGCAAGGGCAGCGGUACUUGAAGAAGACAUGGGCGCUAUCAGUGUCCCCCAUGGUACGAAAAUGCCUUGCCAGGAGUUUAGUUGUAUCGUUGCUGCAAAACGAGAGAGUAAAACAGUCCAUACAAGAGCUGUUCCACGUGCCUCCAUUUCCUUUUCUGGGCAUUUCGAUGGACCAUCUCAGCAAUGGAAUGCCGUUAGAGCCACUGCGGAUCACAUUGCGGCAUCACCAAUAGUGUCUGCCCCUGUUUCCAGUCGUGGUACAGAACCUGGGCGAGGACUAGCUACGACUGCUGCUGCUGGACGGCAGAAGUGUACAGGAGAGGUGGCAGCAACAGCGCCAAGGUUUUCAAAGACUGUUUCUACCGGUGCGGAAGAUCCCGGAGCUCGAUGGCGAGGUACAACAGUACAAACAGCAUCAACUCCAGGAGGCGGUAUGGAUGCCAGUAGAAGUAGAGGGCGAUGGGGAACAGUACAAACAGCAUCAACUCCAGGAGGCUGUAUGGAUGCCACUAGAAGUAUAGGGCGAUGUGGAACAGUACAAACAGCAUCAACUCCAGGAGGCUGUAUGGAUGUCACUAGAAGUAUAGGGCGAUGCGAUCAGGGGUUGAAUGAGGCAGAAACGGAUUGGCAACAAUGUACAGUCCUCCGUGGUUCGGACAAGACAGAAGGACUGGGUCAAGGGGGAUCAGGAGCUGCAAGUCCAAGACAGGAACAGGCUGCAGUGAAACAAACAACACCCAUCAUUGGAAUGAGCAGUCCUAGCAUUGCGGAAACUCCACUUCGGAGAUCGCAUAGUUCAGCAACCAACUGGGAGCAUGGAACAUCAAGGUAUGUUGCUGGUGAUUUGGGAAAACCUGUUCAUGGGUGGGCAAGCUUGCGGCAAACUGGCAGCUGCUACACACCAGCAGCACCAGCAGCACCAGCAGUACAGAGGACAUGUACGACUCCUGUGAGUGUGAAAGCACGUAGACAGGGGUCGCAUGCUGCGACAGCUGAUUGGCAGCAGGGUUGGACACACCUAAAAUUGCGAACCGGCAUGGAGCAACAUGGGUGGGAGUGGAAUGUUGCGCAAGGCAAUUGUGUGGAUGGCGUUGAUAGUACUGAUAUGAAAGAACCCGAUGAUCGCGUCCGGGCUUGGCUAUGUGAAUUGAGGAACCCCAAUGACAGUUGCAUUGUAUCCCGGGAUGGUGGUGGUACCUCGUCAAAUGUGUUUGGCAGUGGAGGGGACGAUCAGAGAACCGUCCUUGGGAGUCGUGAGAAGCACGUGGUCCUUGGAAGUGGUGACGAGCACGUGGCAAUCUGGAGCAUAACCCCAUCACACGAUGAGCUUUGGAAGCGAAGAAACUCCACAGACGCGAGAAACGCAGUAGAUCAGCUGGGAAAGAGAGCGGGUGAAAGGACUUCAGCCGAGAAUGAUCGUUUGGAAAAUGCCACACGUUUUGUCCGAUCCGAACCGCCAGAACCCUAUGCAUCAAAGAUUUAUACUAGACCUCAAUUACAGCAAUUGGACCUGGGAAGGAAGUGCAACAUUGCUGCGAACAUCGGCAGUCAGGUUCCAGUGGGAGGAGAGAAGGAGAAGGACGACCCCACGGCACGGUCACACUGCUUCGCCGCGAAGGCACAUGCCAUUCCGGUCCGCAGUCGAUCCCUUUUGAGCAGUGUCGAAUUCAUCGAACAGAGAAUGUGCCAACGGACCAGUGGAUUAUGCAAAGAAGGAAGUAAGGAUUAUAAGGCGUGGCAUGAGCAGGCAGAGGCUGGGAAGACAAAAACAGCAGGCUUGUUUCAUGAAGUUCGCUUUCUGGAUCAAGACAAGGGAGUGGCAGAGAGCGACAAAAGCGGAGCAAUCGACAACGUCAAAGCAAAACACAAGACUGCUCUGGGUGGGGCAAAUACCCAGCACACUAGGGGUAGAGAUAGAGCACAGUUAUCGGAGACGAGACUCGAUUGGAGCAGAAAAAGCUGUUCCGGCCACGAAGAAGAUGACGGUCAUCAGGAUGCAGCAGGAGCGGGCGAGAGGAAGAAGGAGAGCACGGAGCAAUCGACGGAAAGGAGAGGGAGUACGUGUGGCACAGAAGAGAGAAGCGGUUGUAUAGAGGCAGAAGAGCAACCUUAUCAAGAUGGCUAUGAUGACGAUGCUGAAAACCAGGGCAGACCUGUAGGGCUGGAUGGGCGGGGACAGGGUUACAGCAAUAAGCAAAUGAGCAGUGCGCGGGCCGUGGACAAGCAGAAACAAGCAGUUUCGUCGGAGACUCAACGUCGGACGAUCAUGGUGAGGCGGUCCGAUUCACACUGUCGGAACGGGGAGAAAGAGGUAGUCAGUGGAGUUGAACAUGGGAAUAUGGACCAGGGCAGAGGCACACAUCCUGACCGUUGCAAAUCGGCGAAAUCGCAUGGAAGUUGUGAUUAUAGUAUUUUGUGUGUCUCUGAGGCAACAGGCAUAACACAGCUUUUGAAGGCAGAAGAAAGGUCGCAAGGUAAGACGGAGAUGUGCAGGCAAGCGGUGACAGCAGGUGGUACCAAGCAGGGAGGGGGCAAGAAACAUAAGGGCAGAAGAAUGAAGGCUGAAAAUGGGUUGCGUCCCUGUUCGAAUCGAAAGAAGAAGAGGAAGACCGGACAGACAGUUGGGAAGAUGACGUCUCGAGAGGAAAUUUCAACAAAUCAGCGUGUGAUUGCGGAGACUCCGAAGAGGGACCUGUGUAGACAAGCAGUGCCCACGAACAGCAACCCCUUCAUCAAGGCUGCACUUGAGGAAGAGAUAAAGAUGGGGGAGUAUGAUGGGGAUGACUAUUCUGACCUAGCCGAUUUCGUAGUCUGCAAGCCUGGGCGGGACUACGACGAGUUCCUUAGUAAUUACACUCCCAUCCUUCAGAUUCGACAGCGAAUAACACUUGCCAGUGUGGAUUAUCGUGCCGAAGAUAAUGAGUCCGGCAAAGACGAGGAUGAGGCAUACGAAGUUGAACAUGAGUCAGAGGACUGUGAAUCUAGCGAAGAUCGAGAUGAGGGGUAUGAAGUGGAAGAUGAGUUGAGCGAAGAUCGAGAUGCGGCGUACGAAGUGGAAGAUGAGUCAAGCGAAGAUCGAGAUGAGGCGUACGAAGUGGAAGAUGAGUCGAUGGAAGAUGAGUCUAGCGAAGAUCGAGAUGAGGUGUACGAAGUGGAAGAUGAGUCGAGCGAAGAUGGAGAUGAGGCGUACGAAGUGGAAGAUGAGUCGACAGAUUGGGAAUCCUGCGGAGAUGGGGGCAAAGUGUACAAAGUCGAAGAUGAGAAUCGGGAAGAUGAAGAUUCAGAGAUAGGCGAUUGCUCCGAGGACAGCAACCUGAACGAGUAUAGUGAUGGUAAUGAGAUGGAGGAAGGAAAUGAAGUGACAGGAGUCGCCAGUCGUCAUAAAGCUUCCAGGAGUAGGAUAGCAGACAUGCAAAAGAAAGGCUGCGAAGAGGCAGAAGAGUCGGAAGAUGGGGACCAGUUGGAGAGCAGAGAGGUGGACGAGGUGGAAGAGGUGGAAGAGGUGGAAGAGGUGGAAGAGGUGGAAGAGGAAGAAAGUGAGGAGGUGGAAGAGGUGGAAGAGGAAGAAAGUGAGGAGGAUGAAGGACCAGUUGAGGAAGAGUCAGAAGAUGAGGACCAGUUGGGGAGCAGAGAGGUGGAAGAGGAGGAAGAGGAAGAAAGUGAUGAGAACGAAAGACCAGGCAAGGAAGAGGUGGAGGAAGAAGACGAGGCGGAGGAGGAGGAGGUAUUGGAAGAGGAAGAGGAGGAAGUGGAGAAAGAGGAGAAAGGGGAGAAAGAGGAGAAAGAGGAGAAAGAGGAGGUGAAGGUUCUGAGAAAGAAAAAGGAGAAAUUGGGGUUGAGGGUUCCUAGGAGGAAAGAGGAGAAACAGGAGAAAGUGGAGGUGGUGGUCUGCGAAAGAAAUGGGAGAAAGAGGAGGAAGUGGAGGUGAAUAGAGAGAGAGUGAUGCUCCCUCCAUCCUUCCCCCCUCCCUCCUUCCCCCUCCCUCCCUCCUCCCUCCCUCUACAGAACUUCACUC